Messenger RNA from Paramecium tetraurelia, 912 nucleotides. RefSeq lists its product as uncharacterized. The record is from RefSeq and is a predicted model, not a curated record. The transcript has a single exon. Lineage: Eukaryota; Ciliophora; Oligohymenophorea; Peniculida; Parameciidae.
AUGAAUAAUGAUAACAAUGUCAUCUUAGAUUUGUAUUAUGAAAUUAUCACUCUACUUCCUAAUUUUAAAAUUAGUGACCAAGAUCACUAUUUAAUAAAUGUAAUGCAAUUAUUUCUAAAACUAACCGUUUCAAUUUUGUAGAUAAAAACCGUGUUCAGUAUAAGCAAACUAAAAGAAUGGGGUUCCAUCAAGAGACAACUCACUGAAUAACAGAACUAAUUCAUCAAGAAUUUAAUUACUUAGAUAGUCCAAAUUAAUCAAUACAGUAUUAAGUAGGUGCCCCAAUCAAAAUUAUGGAAUCAGCAAUAGAUUUAUCAUGACUAGUACAUGUCGGAGUAUAACAACAAAUUGAUUGAGAAUCAAGUUAUUAACAACACUUUGAGAAAACAACUAAAUUAGAUACACAACAAGCAGAAUACAAGGUUGUCUCUCAUUAUUAGGAUUAUUCAAUGCUUCUAUUACAAUGAUGUUGAAGAAUUAAUUGGUCUAAUGCAAUCGAUUCAAGGGGAAACAGAUGUGGACAUCUAUUUAUCCAAACUCAUACUUGAUUGCGAUUGCAUCAACCUAAUACUGUUCCCUAGUUUGUUCAAUCCCAAAUUUGUUCUUAAAUCAAUCACAAACCUACUUUAAUUUAAGUGUCCUGGCUAAUUCUAUUUAUUAUAUACAAAGUAAGUGUGCUAAAUUAGAAAUAUCGAUAUAUUGAUCGAAUUAUUGACCAAAAUGCAUAACACUAUGAAUUCGGAUGUUGUUAUUAAAUUAUGGGAUGUACUCGGAGCUAUUGCUAAGAGUACUGUCUUAAAAGAAUGUAAAGAAGGUCUUCAAUUUGUAAUAAGAUUAUAUUCGAAUUCUCAUCAAGCCACAAUAUUACAUAAUAUAUAAUAAGUAUAAAAAAAUUUAGCAAUCCCAAUCUGA